This is a messenger RNA of Radiomyces spectabilis, 1546 nucleotides long. RefSeq names its product P-loop containing nucleoside triphosphate hydrolase protein. The transcript is spliced from 9 exons. The record is from RefSeq and is a predicted model, not a curated record. Gene Ontology annotation, molecular function: RNA helicase activity; RNA binding; ATP binding. The coding region runs from base 45 to 1406 and encodes 453 amino acids. Gene Ontology annotation, cellular component: nucleus; cytoplasmic stress granule. Gene Ontology annotation, biological process: poly(A)+ mRNA export from nucleus. NCBI's taxonomy places the organism in Eukaryota, Fungi, Mucoromycota, Mucoromycetes, Mucorales, Radiomycetaceae.
AGCUCAACUGCUGCUUCCUGUAGUCUUUGCAACUCCUAUUCCUCAUGGCUGACGAUCUUGAAACCAUUACCGUUAAAUUGGGCGACCUCACAGCUGCCUCGAAGCCCGACGAUGGAAUCACUCCUCCUGUGAAAGACGACUCUUCUCCCGAAGAAUCCAAUUUGAUUGCCAGCACUCAUGUCGUGCAAGUGAAAUUGGCUGAUCAGCAAGCUGACCCCAAUUCUCCCUUAUACUCGGCAAAGACGUUUGAAGAACUUGGCUUGAGCGACGAACUGCUCAAGGGUCUUUAUGCGAUGAAGUUCAACAAACCAUCCAAGAUCCAGGAGCGUGCUUUACCUUUAUUGCUCGCUAACCCCCCAAGAAAUAUGAUUGGUCAAUCCCAGAGCGGUACAGGCAAAACCGCCGCUUUUGUUCUCACUAUGUUGAGCCGAUUGGAUUUGAAUAUGAAACUGCCUCAGGCGAUUUGCUUGGCCCCUUCCCGUGAACUUGCGCGCCAGAUCAUGGAAGUCGUGGAACAAAUGUCUAAAUUCACCAGCAUCACCUCUCAGCUUGUCGUCAAAGAUUCCGUCAUCAAAAACCAGGCUGUGCAGGCUCAAGUUAUUAUCGGUACACCAGGUUCAGUGAACGACGCGAUUCGUCGAAGACUCUUGCCUACAAACCAAGUCAAGAUCUUUGUAUUGGAUGAAGCCGAUAACAUGUUGGAUCAAGCCGGUUUGGGUGAUCAGAGUAUCCGUAUCAAGAGCAUGAUUCAAUCCAAGCCUCAAAUUGUUUUGUUCUCGGCCACUUUCCCGGAUAACGUGCGUAGAUUUGCUGCUCGUUUUGCUCCCGAAGCCAAUGAGAUUUCCUUGAAGCGCGAAGAACUUAGUGUCGAAGGUAUCAAGCAGUUUUACAUGGAUUGCGACAGCGAACAGCACAAGUACGAAGUAUUAUGUAAUCUGUACGACUUGUUGACUGUGAGUCAGAGUAUCAUUUUCUGCAAGCGCCGUGAUACCGCCGAUGAGAUUUCUCGACGUAUGACCGACCAAGGCCACGCCGUGGUGUCUUUGCACGGAAAAAUGUUGCCUGAAGAGCGUGAUCGAAUUAUGGAUGACUUUAGACGCGGUGAAUUCAAGGUUCUCAUUACAACCAACGUGCUUGCUCGCGGCAUUGACAUUUCCCAAGUGACUUUGGUGAUCAACUACGAUAUGCCUUUGGAUCAGAACAAUAACCCCGAUUUCGAAGCCUAUUUGCAUCGUAUUGGACGAACGGGUCGUUUUGGACGUACCGGUGUCAGCAUAAACUUUGUUCACGAUAAGCGAAGCUGGGAACAAAUGAGAGCCAUCGAAGAACAUUUCCAACGCACCAUCCAACGAGUACCCACCGAUGAUUGGGAAGAAGUCGAAAAGCAGUUGAAGUCCGUUCUCUAAACACAAGUUUUAUAAAGUUGUCCUAUUUUCUUUUUUCUUAUGAUAUUAAUGUAUGAAUUUUUUGGCGAGGUUGCAUCUUUUUCUAUUCAACUUGUACUUUCAAAGUGUGAUGUACAAAAAGGGAUCCAGCAUGGCAGAAG